UCGACUAUCAAUUGUAUCUCUGAUGGGGGGGAGAACUCUUAGUAAACAAAACAGUUCUCCCUGUCAGCUCCAGCACACUGCUUUGCAUGGCAACACAGCCAUGCAAAGCAGGGUGCUUACAGUGGAGCACAAACACAGAACAUCGCAGUUAACCCUUUGAUCACCCCAGAUGUUAACUCUUUCAUGCCCAGUGCCAUUAGUACAGUGUCAGUGCUUUUUAUUAGCACUGAUCACUGUAUUGGUGUCACUGGGGAUGUCAGUGACACCAAGUCAGUUCCCCCCAGUGUCAGAAUGCCCGCCACAGUCCUGUUAUAAGGCGCUG
Staurois parvus is the source of this 322-nucleotide messenger RNA. The record is from the annotation of a GenBank genome assembly. Lineage: Eukaryota; Metazoa; Chordata; Amphibia; Anura; Ranidae.